CCUCCUCCCCUUCUGCGCUACAAACAAUCAAAUAUCAUUAAAAGCCAGAUCAACAAUCCCACUAAGCAUAUACACAUGGCUCCGAUUGCUGUUGGCGAUACUCUUCCGGACGGUAAUCUCUCCUGCUUCGACGCCGAGGAUAAGCCCCAGCAGGUGUCUGUACACUCCCUCUCCGCCGGUAAAAAGGUCAUCAUUUUUGGUGUUCCCGGCGCUUUUACCCCUACUUGCAGCUUGAAGCAUGUGCCUGGGUUCAUCGAGAGAGCAGGGGAGCUUAAAUCAAAGGGCGUUGAUGAAAUUAUUUGCAUCAGCGUGAAUGACCCCUUUGUGAUGAAGGCAUGGGCCAAUACCUACCCUGAGAACAAAGAUGUCAAGUUUCUGGCUGAUGGUUCAGCAACAUACACCCAUGCCCUUGGUCUUGAGCUUGACCUCAGUGAGAAAGGGCUUGGCACUCGUUCUAGGAGGUUUGCGCUCCUGGUCGAGGACCUCAAGGUGAAGGCCGCAAAUAUUGAAUCGGGUGGGGAAUUUACCGUGUCAAGUGCUGAUGACAUCCUUAAAGCACUUUAGAUUUGCUUUGUGCGCUAAAAGGCCCGUUUUCUUGGUCUUGGUAUUGGUAUCCAUGGCUAUCUCGGGUUUCAGUCUCUAUAAUAGUGAAUGUUAACAUGGGAUGGUUUUUAAAUAAGCACUUUAUGGUUAUUAAAUAAGCACUUCAUGGUUAUUAAUAAGAACUGAUACCUUGCUC
Messenger RNA from Hibiscus syriacus, 739 nucleotides. Its product is annotated as peroxiredoxin-2-like. Gene Ontology annotation, cellular component: cytoplasm. The record is from RefSeq and is a predicted model, not a curated record. Gene Ontology annotation, biological process: cell redox homeostasis; hydrogen peroxide catabolic process; cellular response to oxidative stress. Lineage: Eukaryota; Viridiplantae; Streptophyta; Magnoliopsida; Malvales; Malvaceae. The transcript is spliced from 3 exons. Bases 76 to 564 code for a protein of 162 amino acids. Gene Ontology annotation, molecular function: thioredoxin peroxidase activity.